GGUGAUCAAGGGAGAGGACAGCUCCGUAGCUAUAGCAAUUAGCGUUGAGCCGACAUUGAUGAAAAUUGAAAUUCAUAACAAAAAUGCAUAACAGGCGGAAGGCUCAGAAUCCAUCACAAUUCACAACACAAUACUAGAACGACCAUGAAAACGAAGCUUUCCUUCUACGACGCCUUUCAUUUUUAGUCUAUCUAUUUCUCACCAUGCCAUCUCGUCCAACUCCUCCACCGUUGCCGGAAUCUCCACCGUUGUUUCUCCCACUUGUCACUCCUCCUCCUGUAGCUACGCCGUCUUCCACUCAAUUUCCUCAUCAUCACCGCCCUCUCUCUUCCCGUCUUCUCCCCCCACUCAGCGCUGCCACAGCCGCCUUCUCUUGCCUAUUAGUUUUCGUUAUCUGUUUCCGUAAAAUUAGCCGUAAGCGCACUGUCCCUUCUGACUCUAAGCCACCUCACCGCUUCUCUUACUCUACCCUCCGCCGCGCUACCGAUUCCUUCAACCCCUCCCUACGCCUGGGCCAAGGUGGGUUCGGCUCUGUAUUCCGCGGCACUCUCCCUAAUGGGAAACUGGUCGCCAUAAAAGUCAUGGACUCCGGUUCUUUGCAGGGCGAGCGUGAGUUCCAAAACGAGCUGCUUUUUGCCUCGAAACUUGAGUCUCCUUACAUCGUCACGGCUCUCGGCUUCUCCUCUGAUCGGAAACACCGGACGAUGUUACUGAUAUAUGAACUCAUGCCUAACGGUAACUUACAGGAUGCCCUUCUCCAUAGGAAGUGCUCCGAAUUGAUGCAGUGGAAGAAAAGGUUUAGCAUUGUGGUUGAUAUAGCUAAGGGGAUUGAGUAUCUUCAUUGUUUGGAUCCGCCUGUUAUUCAUGGCGAUAUAAAGCCUAGUAAUAUUUUGCUGGAUCAGUAUUUCUCCGCAAAGAUUGCGGAUUUUGGAUUGGCGUGGCUGAAAACAGACAAUCAAAAUCAGAAUCAGUGCGAGAUUAAGAUCGAAGAGAGUGAUGCGGGGAAGAUGAAUGGUGGAUCGGAUUUGAAGAAAGCUGAAUUAGAGAGUAAUAAUGGAGCUCCAAUCGAGGAUUAUGGAUCUGUGGUGGAGACAGAAAGUGUAACUACAGGGUUCGAGGAGUUUAACUUGGGAGUGGAGCAGUCCCCUGAGAGCUAUCUUAGGGGACCAGUUUCAAUUUCUGCAACAUCGCCGGAGACUGGAGAGGCUGUAAGUGCCUCGCCUGAGGCAGGUGGAUUGGCACUGCCGUCUGAGGGGAAUUUCGAUGGGGCUAGUAUUGAGAGUGGGAACGAAUUGAUUAACGGAGGAAAAAUGAUGGACAGAAGGAUGAAGAGUGCAUCUGGAGGAGACUGGUGGUGGAAACAAGAGAACAGUGGCGUGAUGGAGAACGGAACUGUGAAGGACUAUGUGAUGGAGUGGAUUGGGACAGAGAUAAAGAAGGAGAGACCGAAGAGUGAUUGGAUUGGAUCAGCUUCAUCGAGUAAUCAAACAACUGGGAAAACAGAUAAAAAGAAAAAUCGAAAGCGUUUGGAUUGGUGGGUUUCGUUGGAUGAGGAGAAGCAAGAGAAGGUUUUGAAGAAGGAGAAGAGAAGGCCUCCUAGAGAGUGGUGGAAGGAGGAGUAUUGCGAAGAAUUGGAGAGAAAGAAGAAAAAGAAAAAGAAGAAACGAAAUACAGGGUUGACCAGCAAUAACAAUGGAGGAGGAGAAGAGUGGUGGCCAAGGGACGAGGAAUUGCACGUUGAGAGAAAGAAGAACAAGAGGAGUAGGAGUAGAAGUAGUCGGGGCAGUAUUGACUGGUUUAGCGGUGAGCUAUUUCGAGGUACAUUCAACAGCCAUGAUUCUUUAAGCGGAGAGAUAGCAAAGAGUGGAGGAAUUAGCAGUACACCGAGUAUGAGAGGAACUGUUUGUUAUGUGGCCCCUGAGUAUGGAGGCGGUGGGAAUUUAUCAGACAAAUCUGAUGUGUAUAGCUUUGGAGUUCUACUGUUAGUCCUCAUUGCUGGAAGGCGUCCGCUUCAGGUUACAAACUCGCCCAUGUCUGAGUUUCAACGUGCUAAUCUAAUACAUUGGGCUCGUCACCUGGCACGCGCUGGAAAGCUUCUUGAUUUGGUUGAUCAGUCUGUGCAGUCUUUGGAUCGAGAUCAAGCUCUUUUAUGCAUUACUGUUGCUCUUCUUUGUUUGCAGAAAUGUCCUGUUCGCCGGCCCUCCAUGAAGGAGGUUGUGGGUAUGCUCACUGGUCAAUCAGAGGCACCUCAAUUGCCGGUUGAAUUUUCUCCUUCACCUUCCUCGCGCUUCCCAUUCAAGUCCAGGUCAAAUAAGAGGAUUCGGUGAGUUUUCAUAGUUGGUUGCCAAUACUAAUGAACAGUACUAUGUCCUAAAGAUUAUUGUUUGAUCAUCUUUGUGGAUGAUACAUGUAAAGGAAAAAAAAUAUAAAUACAUAUUUUAACAUGAAACAGAUUGAAAUA
This is a messenger RNA of Manihot esculenta (cassava), 2461 nucleotides long. RefSeq names its product receptor-like serine/threonine-protein kinase At4g25390. The transcript has a single exon. NCBI's taxonomy places the organism in Eukaryota, Viridiplantae, Streptophyta, Magnoliopsida, Malpighiales, Euphorbiaceae. Gene Ontology annotation, biological process: protein phosphorylation. The coding region runs from base 204 to 2327 and encodes 707 amino acids. Gene Ontology annotation, molecular function: protein kinase activity; ATP binding. The record is from RefSeq and is a predicted model, not a curated record.